Messenger RNA from Acromyrmex echinatior (Panamanian leafcutter ant), 9734 nucleotides. RefSeq names its product adherens junction formation factor afadin (gene cno). Gene Ontology annotation, molecular function: cell adhesion molecule binding. Lineage: Eukaryota; Metazoa; Arthropoda; Insecta; Hymenoptera; Formicidae. The record is from RefSeq and is a predicted model, not a curated record. Gene Ontology annotation, biological process: signal transduction; regulation of protein localization. Gene Ontology annotation, cellular component: adherens junction.
ACGAAGAAAAUAAUUUUUUUUUAUUUGGUGAAAGAAGAUUGCUUUUAUGUGCAUUUCGCGCCUAGUAAAAAAAAUAUGACGAAUUGACUUAGCAAAUCGACGACGUGUCCUUUGAUGAAGAGUGUCUCUCCUAAGCUGAAAGAAUGACGGUGUCUGAAGAGAUGGCAACGGAACUGACGAAUAAAAAGGCGGAGCGGGACGCUCUCAGAGGACUUAUACAGCAGUGGAACGCCAAUCGCUUGGAUCUGUUUGAACUUUCGGAGCCUAACGAAGAUUUGGAGUUUCACGGCGUGAUGAGGUUUUAUUUCCAAGACAGCGGUCAAAAGGUCGCUACUAAGUGCAUCAGGGUUGCCUCGGACGCGACUAGCCAGGCAGUGAUAGAAACGCUCAUAGAAAAAUUUCGUCCCGACAUGAGAAUGCUGUCCGUCCCAGAAUAUGCUCUUUACGAGAUUCAUGAGAAUGGAGAGGAGCGUAAGCUUGAUUUAGAAGAAAAACCAUUACUAGUUCAACUAAAUUGGCAUAUGGACGAUCGGGAGGGACGCUUCUUGCUGAAGAGGAUCGACGAUAAAACCAAUGCGCAAGGCGUCGGUUUUACUUCAGCCGAGGGUUCUAGCUUCCGAAGAAAGUUGAGCAAGCGGGAGAAAAAACAGAUUAAGAAGCAGGAGAAGCUCAGUCGAUUAAAGAGUUUAGAGCAGGAUGAGAAUGCGAUGCCGGGUGAUCAGAACGGUGUCGCCGAGAAGCUUUACACGGAAUUGCCUGAGACCAGUUUUACGAGGAGUAUCUCGAAUCCGGAAGCGGUGAUGAGACGACGUCGCCAACAGAAGCUUGAAAGAAGACUCCAACAAUUUCGUAGUAAAGACGGCGGUCCUGACACAGGCGGCACAUUGAAAAUUUAUGGUGAGGCGUUGUGCAAAGAUGUGCCAUACAAAACGCUGCUAUUGAGUGUGCGCGAUUCCGCCGCUCAGGUUGUGCGAGAAAUGCUUUCUAAAUAUGGCCUGGAAAAAGUGGACCCACAGUUAUAUUGCCUUGUGCAGGUUAAUAGUGAAAACGUGAGUGCCAAUAUGCAUCAGGAAUAUAUAUUGGACGAUGACGAGUGUCCUUUGGCGAUAUUAAUGAAUCAUCCUUCCACGCGAGGUUCCAUUAUGUUUCAUGUGAGGAGGAGGCCCGCAGAUUACAUGCCGCGGAAACGUAAAAAGAAACCAGCCGGAAAGUGGAACGAGCUAGAUCAUAAGUACGAGGAUGAGAGGCUACCAUUUCUGCUGGAACUUAAUCCUGAUGGCAGCGAUAUCCCGAAUGGCGCCGGAGUGCGACACCGAUUACAACCAAAUGUCACAGAGGUAGGAUCAGAGAGACCGAUAGGACCGCAAGCGGUGCAAGCGCAAACACUGACGCUGCCGGGACCGAUGGUAAUGCCCAGGCAUUGCGUUAUAGCCUUUACCGAGAACAUUGUGACUCUCACGCCGUGUUCCAGAGAUGCGCACACAUACGUUAACAAUCAGAGGAUACAUCAGACGACUAUUCUACAGAAUGGAGCUAUCAUCAAAUUCGGCAGAAUGCACACCUUUCGAUUCAUUGACCCUUGCACACGUAAUGAUAGACGCUCGCCGGACGCGACCAGUCAGGAUGUCAGCUCAGAGAAGUUUCAUCCGGGGUCUGGAGCACCGAACGGCGGUGGUCAGAUCCCGGGUCAAGCUCAAGAGCGAGCGACCCCAUCAAGUCCCUCGAAGUCUGCUGUUGCAGCAGUUCGUAGUCCUCGUAGUCCCACGCACCCGCCGGAGCCCACGCACAAUUAUGAGACCACAUUCGACCUGGAUGGAAACGUGGAGACCGCUAGUCUAAGCAGCAGCAGAGAUGGCAACAGGCUCUCGCAAUACGAUCGACAACCGCGAGGCACCGAUCCAAUUCUGCCAGCUGUCUUAGAGUUUCUCGAGGAGACAGAGGAGACAUUCCUUCACGCUGUCAUCACCGAUAUAGAACCCUCGGCGCCACAGUUCAAGUUGGCGCCAACAUACACCCUCUAUCUCAGCGCCAGAUAUCGCGCCAGUACUCAUUACAGACCAGAAUUGCAGCCUACAGAAAGAGCGCACCGACUUACCGUCAUGUUGGCGAAUGUUGCUACUAUGAUACAACGCGUUAUCCAGGAACGUUACAUGGACGCUUCGUCACUGGCGUUUUGGCUAGCAAAUGGCUCGGAGCUAUUACAUAUGUUGAAAAGUGACCGGCAUGUGGGUGCAUUUUCUACGCGAGCGCAAGAUAUCUUGGCAGAAGCAGUACAUACGGCUUUCGGCUCGUUAGUGCGCUGCAUCACAUUAGAGCUUACACCAGCAAUGACACAGUUCAUGGCGGACGCAGAUGAACCAGCGAAGGAGGCUGGAGUGCUGCAGAUUUUUUCAAACACGAUGGCCUUAUUACGACGAUGUCGUGUGAAUGCCGCAUUGACGAUACAGUUAUUUAGUCAUCUGUUUCACGCGAUCAAUGCCACAGCUUUCAAUACUCUCGUUUCAAAUGGAAAUCUGUGCGUCAGAUGGUUCGGACGCAGACUCAAAGCGAGACUGAACGCAUUAGAGACCUGGGCCGAAAGACAAGGUCUGGAACUUGCCAGUCAAUGUCAUUUGGCGACGAUCAUGCAGGCGACUCAUCUAUUACAAGCUCCGAAAUACAAUGCUGAGGAACUGGCUACGCUAAGCUCGACCUGCUUUAAAUUAAAUUCUCUACAAGUGAGGGCAUUACUACAAAAAUAUCAACCGGCCGCGGACGAGCCUAGGCUACCUGCCGAGUUGAUCGAGAACGUAGUGAGAGUAGCAGAGAGUGUCGCGGAUACACUUGCGCGUGCAGACGGCCGCGAAAUAAGACUAGAAGAGGAACCUGUCCUAGGAUUAGCAUUGCUACUUCCCGAGGAUGGCUACAGUUGCGAAGUAAUAAGAGGUGUUCCACCGGGAUUAGCAGAAUUUCUAGCACCUCUGCAACGAGACGGAUUAUGUCGAAUGGCAGCCCAACCUACUAGUAGUGGUUAUUGGACCAUUUACAUGAUAGAUCACCAUAACAAUUUGCGUAGUCCCAGCGCAAUGAGUAAUAGAUCUGGUGGUUACAUCAGUCACAUAAAUCAAAACCAAGCACAACCUGAGAUACAUGUUAUUAAAUUACACAAGAGUACCAACGGUAUGGGCUUAAGCAUCGUUGCAGCAAAGGGCGCAGGACAGGAUCGAUUAGGUAUCUACAUCAAAAGUGUUGUUGCUGGUGGUGCCGCAGAUGCUGAUGGUAGAUUGACGGCAGGUGAUCAACUACUCAAGGUAGAUGGACAAAGUUUGGUCGGGAUAACGCAGGAAAAAGCUGCUGAGUAUCUUGUACGUACCGGUCCGAUCGUGACAUUGGAAGUUGCGAAACAGGGCGCUAUAUAUCACGGACUUGCAACGUUAUUAUCUCAACCUUCUCCGGUGAUGUCAAGAGCAUAUAAGACUCGGCCCAGGUCCGAGCUCUUAGAGUCAGCGGUAGAGACAACGGAGACGACCAAUCAGCCAGCUACGUCACACUCAGUGGGUGACUUAUUGUCCUUUCCGAAGCAGGCGCCGUGUCAGGAGCCAGUUCAACCAGGUGCGAUAUCAUCUCAAUGCAUUUUUGAGACACCCUUUUACCGUAAUCAGAUCAAUCGAGGUUUCUCACGAGUUGACGUCGAUGAGUACCGUUCCAUGCGACAAGAUCCGCUCUUUCGUCAGAGAGGUGCAUAUCCCAGUGUCUAUUCCGUUGACAACAGAGAACACAUUUAUUGUCCAUCCACCCCUAUCGUAUCUCCCGUGCGUCUCUCGAGACCUCGUAUAUCUUGUCCCUUGAUUUCUAUCACGAGCGACAAUGAGGUAUCAUCUGUCAUAUAUCAAAAUGAAAGUGACGAGAGUGACGAUAAGAUCAUAGCGGAAGGAGAUGACAGCACGGAACAAGGUGGAGCCACGACGAGUGAUUUAAAUUAUUCGACAGAUGCUUUAAAUCUAUUCGAAAGGAUCACCACUCCAUUGCGAGAGUAUGCAGGAGUUACAAAGAAUUAUAAACAUUCGCUGCUAACGGAACCGCUGACUGUCGAUAGAAAUCUUUUUGAUAAUAUACCCUACAUUGAUCAAACCGACGGUAUUAAUUUCACAGAAUCCUCUGAAUGCGUUCAAACUAACUUAAGUAACAAAUGCGAGCAUUGUAUUAACGCUGAUUGUGACAACUUUAAUCUUGAAAAUUCUCAGAAACGCACAAAUGAAGAGCGUAAUAGACAGCAGACUAGUUUUGAGUUAAAUACACGUAACAAUCCAAACUUUUCAUUGAUUAGCUCGUUUCCUGUGAAUAACUCAAUAUUGUUUACCAAAGACACUACAAUUGGAUCAGAUUCCGUUGUAGAAUCUAAAUCAGAUGAUUUCUUACGCUUUUAUGACGUGGAUACAACAAAACAUGUAUUGAAUAUUGAUGAACGAUGCGAGGACAAAUUAGAGGAUAUGUCCAAUUCCGAAGAUUGCGCGGACGAAUCUAGUUCCACGAUUAAUGAUGAUUGUGCGUCGAGUAGAACCGACAGAGAUACCGAGGAAGGAAUCUCGACCCCUAAAAUGUACACAAUAAUGCCAGAGUUACAUCUCGAUCUGAGCGGACUAAACAACGACAUGUCCAGUGAUGAAUCUAAAAUAGAGAAGUGUUGGAAGUCACCGGAAGAAGUGCGCUUAGGGUGCGGUAGAGUCGCAGCGCUAGCGAAACAUUUCUCAAAACUUGGCGAUGCCGGUUUAAUCAAGUUUAAGUCCACCAAGUUGAAUGGUUCGCGCCAAUUCGUAUCUGAGCCAAAUAUCAUGACGUCGCAUAAAAGCGACGAACAUUUGCAUCAUUCUUAUCAUGCGCAGAAAGAAUACAAAUCGGAUUCGAACUUAGUAAGAGAAAGAGAUGAAAAUUCUCGACUUUGUUUAGAUGGGAGACACAACAAUAUCAUUCUAGUUGAUGUUGAAGCAGAUGACGAUUUUGCGAUUGAAAAAUGUAAAUUUCAUCAUUGCGGCACUAGACGAGUCACAAUUGCUAAGAUUCCAAUGAACGAACAAAUUACGAUUGAUACUGAGGAAAAUAAAAUCCAAGCAAGGGGCGAAAAUCACGAUAAAAAUAUCAUCAAAGAUGAAAAUCAAAGUUUACUUGAUACUAAAAAGGAUAUAGCUUUAAUAAAAGUUGAAAACAUAUCGCAUAAUAGUAACAAAGAUGAAGUGUUUCUUAAUACCAAAAAGGAUAUAACUUUUGUUGAGAUGGAGGACAUGGCAACCGGUGACAGCAAAUCUCAAGCCGUUUUUAUAGGUGGAAAUAAAAAAAAUAUGUUAACUGGAAAAGAUAACAUUAAAAAUAGCAGUUCCAAACUCUCCUUCGAGCAGCAGAGAGUAAUCGCAGAACAACUCGAGCAAUUCUCAAAUCUAGAUAACGCCGAUGCGCCUUUAUUUAUACCAGAGCAAGACAUGUCAAAAAAUUCUACUAUUUCUCAAAAAAAUCAGAAUAAUGAAACAUCUGCUAUUGAUUAUUUGACUCAGUUGAAUUUAAUAAAGCAAUUAGAGACAGCACCUCGAGAAAAAUUAUUGUCAUUGAUCGAUAUAGAUGAUAACUUUAAAAAAAUUAAGAAAACUUCUGAUUCUUCAUCAUUCUCUUCUCUGCCUUCCAUUCCAUCUCCUUCAUCUUCCAUCGUGAUGUCACUAUCGAACGUUGCGAAAAGUUCUCAGCCCUCGGAAAAUAUCAAGUCACAGAUUUAUCAAUAUUGCGAAAGAUAUCCCAAAUGCUUGUUUAUAGAUAUUUCUGCCGCUAAGAAUUGCUCCAACGACACCUCGAAAAGCUCAUUGAUGUCACAUACAAACGUGUAUUCACAAUUAGGUGAUAAUAAAUGUUCAGUUCUGCGAAUGCGAAUUGCCAGACCUCUUUGUAAUAGCGAAAGUAAUCUGAUCGGUGCUGCAAUUUAUGAUAAAGAGACUGAGAGAGCCAUAAAUCUUCACGACAAGUCUUCUAAAUUAACACAAAGCUGUGAAAGUAUUUUAAAUAAUAAAUUUUUAUCUGAUUCUAAUGAUCGAACACGAUCCUUCGAAAAUAUCUGCAAAGAACUAGAUUCAUCUUGCAAGUUUUACGAUACAUUAAUCUCAAAUCCUAAGGGAAGUGUACGAUGGCACCAUCAUCAUUCCCUUGAAGAAUUGAAAUCGAAAAAGGGAUUGAAGAAGCGAGACAAUUCGAUGAACUCUAUUUCUGUUCACUCUACCCAAACAAAAUUUGACAAAUUCUAUGGUGAUCGUCGAUUAGACUUCGAAGACGAAGAAGAUAUACAUUGGAAUCGUCAUUUGUCGCUCGAAGAAUUGAAAUCUAAGAGAGAAUCGCACGAGCAAGACAAGUGUAUGAAUUUAGAACGAUCUGCUGACGUACAGAGAUUUAACUGGAUGCUGAAAAAGAGACUUUGCAUGAAGCGGAUAAGCGACGAUCGGCUCAAAGAUAAUUCUCUUAAAUUGUCACAUGAAAAAGCGAAAGACAUGGAACAACAAACAUUGAAAAUAGAAGGGAAAUCUCAGAGCAAGUUUGAUGUUUCGAGACGGAAGUCCGAUUCAGAGAGAUACAAUUGGAGUUUCCGCGAGAUCAGCUCACUGAAAGAUGAUGACCGGUCCGCUUUGCGUCCUCGUCGCAUGAGCGAGCGGGAUUUACCGUCGCGGCUUGGACACGAUGCCACUCUUCAGCAAAUCCAUAGCAGCAAGUCUGUACCGGCAUUGCAUAAUAUGGGUACCGAGGCUAAGCAACAGCAUGAAGUGUUCAAUCCCGGAUACAGCAGAGCUUCUUCCAGCAACAGCGUUACACCGCCUGUUCAACCACCUCCUAUGGCGACGAUCAACAGUGCAACUUCUUUACGUUCCAGGUCGAGUCAUAACUUGCAUGAUCCCAUGAGAAUCGGAACUUUACCGUCCACUGGCUUAGUCAGCAGGCAGCAAUCGUCGCCCAAUUUAAAUCCAAGCACGUCGCACAUGAAUACACCGUCGAAUGUACAGGGCACAGAAGCAGAGCGAUUUUAUCAGAAUCUGAGUAUUUAUCGAAACCAAGAUUCGACGAUGAAGCAACAAAUCAGUUCACAACAGUCAGAAGAUAGAAAUCCUCAGCACAUCCAAAAGGGUUCAUUAAAGGGUUCACAGAACUCAUUGAACCGUCCCUCUACUAUGGAAGUUGGCAGUCAUUUCCGAGACCGUCCGACAUCCGCUUACAUUACCCAAGGCCAACAGCAGAGCUACUCGGCGGUCAGCAAUCAAAUGCAGCAACAAACUGGUGGUCCACCACCACGUUCCCAGUCUUCGCGCGACAUUAUCCGCCAAGAGGCGAAGAUGCAGGAGAUGCAGGAGGAAGUUCGCCGACGAGAAUUGCGUGGCGGCGUACCGUUACUCAAUCAACAUAGACCGCCAAUGUACAACAUCAGUACUCGAAUGGCGGUUCCUCCUGCUCAAGUGUCGAACUUGCGUUUACCAAGGCCACUCGGUUCCACGUCGAAUCUCCCAGGAACCUCCAACUACAUGGCGAGACAAAACGCGCCUAGUUACAAUUACCUGGAUGCCCAAUAUGCUCAAUAUAACAGCACGCAGUAUGGUCAAUAUAAUCAGUAUCCUAACCGAUAUCCAGUAAUCGGAAGUCAAUAUGGUCCGAUGAUGAUGCCCAAACCGAAAAACGAGACGAUCGCGCGCGACUAUCAGCCGAUGCCCAAUGAAAAUCUACUCGGCAGAGACUCGAGCAGCCAAGAAGCAAAGUCAUACGCCGAACAGAACCGACAUUUCGCGAGUUCACAGAAUAAUCCGCAUUAUCCGAAUGGUAAUCUAGAACACCGCGUUGAUCAAUAUGAGAAUGACAACGUCAAUCGUGCGCAAAAUGGAGAUGGCCACUCUACAGAAGUGCCGCCAACGAGACCGGCUUUGCCAUCUGAGGAUACAUUUAGCGAAAGUCCGCCGCCGCCACCGCCCAGCACUUCGACGCACCCUCUGUAUAAGCAAGCCGAUACGAGAUAUACCGCAAGCAUGCAGGAUCCACCACGAGGUAGUUAUUAUCCUGUGGGAGGAAUCAGUGCCAUGCAGCAACCGCGUCAGUAUCAAUAUAGCGCGACGAAUCCUUGGCAACGCGAAGAAAGAGAGAAGGAACAAGCUCGUAGAAGAGAAGCCGCUCGUCAAUGGCGAGAUCAGCAGAUUGCUGAACUAAGCGCGCUGACACAUCGAACUCAGCAGCAGGAGGAGCAACUGCGAGCUCUUCAACUGGAAAGAGAUUUUCAGAAGCGUGCGGAGGAGAUUGCCAAUCAAGACGAUGAUGAAGAGAGCAACGAUUUAGACAACGAGAGUGUGCAACGCGUUCAAGGCUUGUUAAGGAUGGCAGCCAAUCAAGACAGAGCAGUCCAAGGAGCUCUGCAGCCACCGACUUUAUCGAGAACAAUUACAGGCAACCAGUCUAUGAGAGGUGGUUUGCCUCUCCUGAGCAGCCAAUCUGUUACCAGCCACGUUCACAUUCUGCCCAAUCAAACAGCGUCUCAAAAUGUCGAAAUGAGCAAUCCUGGUCAAGAAAAUAAUAGCUUGCACGUACAACCAAAUCAGCAGCAACAACAAACGGCGGGUCAAAAUGAAGAGCAUGUGUCGCCAACUAAUUAUGGCACACAUAGCCAUUUUAGUUCUGGUCAGAAGUCUUAUUCCAUGGGUAUGUCGCAUUCCGAAGAUAGGGAACUGCAACGGAAAAUAGAUGAAGUGAAGCGGAAGCAAGCUGGAUAUGAGGAAAACCCGAAAAAACAAGAAGAACAACAAACAUAUCAAUCAAAUCAACAUCCGCGCAGUCAGCUACACCCUGGCAUGUUGCGCUUAGACAAUUUGAUUAUUAAUGGUCCUAAUAUAUCUACAUCUUCACAAAACAAUGUAAAUGAUGCACCCCCACCACCAGAACGAGGUUCUAGUUACGCCGUUAUGUCACAGCAAAGUGCUCUCAGAUCAAACGGCUCGACCACAUCUAAUCUACCUCCUACUUCUCAACAGUCAGCAUCUAUGAAAAGAGUUUCUUUUCAUGAUUCGAAUGCAAACAAUGAGUCCAUGCUGCGCAAUGUAUCAUCUGGAAUGUCAACCCCGCCGUCAAUCUCAAUGGAUACCAUUAGAGAAGAUCCCAACAAUUUUAUCAACGACGCAGAGAAUUUAUUAGCCUCUCCUAAGACACCGGAAGGAUCCGGGACUUCAUUUACUGGCGCUACUCCUGGUGUAAUCGGAGCUCAAGAAGUUUAUAAGGACCCGAGACAAAAACGACUGGCGGAAAAGCAGAAACAGCAGCAAAACUCGCAGAUUGGCGCGGUGCCGGAAAAACUCAGCUUUAAGGAGAAAAUGAAAAUGUUCGCAAUGGAAACUGGUGAGGAUGGCACACCGCGAGAUAAAGUGAAGAUCUCGCGCGCUCAGCGUGAGAUCGACAACAUCAGCAGCCCACUUAAUUCCAACAAUAACAAUAAUAACAAUAACACCACUACCAGCGGCAAUAACACUAAUAACAAUAGGACCUAAAAAAUGUUGCAUUUUUAUUUCCAGGCUUUAGCAAUUAAGAUAGAUGAAAUAUUUUUUGAAAUAUCUAGGGCGAUUGGAUGAAAGUCACGAUUGUAAACUGCAUAACCGCGUCACAAUAUAUGCGAAAAGAUAAUCUUUUUAAAUUUUAUAUAAUUUGGCCAAAAGAUAACGCUGUUGAUCACGCUGACACAUGAUACAUUUUGGAUGUGUGUGUGU